CGCGGAAUCCCGCGGCGGCAGAGGCUCUAGGAGCGUGGCUGGUCGACCUCGCGGAGCUGUCUGCGCCGGUUGUUCCCAGUCCCCUCAGCGGUCUCUCUGCGCCACCCUACCUCUCCCCUUGGCGCCAUGACCACUACCACUACCUUCAAGGGUGUGGACCCCAACAGCAGGAACAGCUCCCGGGUUUUGCGGCCUCCAGGUGGUGGGUCCAAUUUUUCGUUAGGCUUUGAUGAGCCAACAGAACAGCCUGUGAGGAAGAACAAGAUGGCCUCUAGCAUCUUUGGGACACCUGAAGAAAAUCCCCCAUCCUGGGCCAAGUCAGCAGGUGCCAAGUCUAGUGGUGGCAGGGAAGACUCGGAGUCUCCUGGAACACAGAGAAGUAAUUCCUCUGAAGCAAGCUCUGGAGACUACUUAGACCUCAAGGGAGAAGGUGAUAUACAUGAAAAUGUGGACACAGACUUCCAAGCCAACCUGGGGCAGAUGGAAGAGAAGCCUGUGCCUGCUGCGCCUGUGCCCAGCCCAGUGGCGCCAGCCCCGGCGCCAUCCAGGAGAAAUCCUCCUGGUGGCAAGUCCAGCCUGGUCUUGGGUUAGCUCCUUCUGCUGGAACUCUGUCCUUCUGUUUGUUUUUCCAUGCUUGUGAACUGCACAACGUGAGCCUGACUGUACAUGUUUUGGAUUUGUUUCAUUAAAAGAGAAGCACUUUA
Messenger RNA from Psammomys obesus (fat sand rat), 704 nucleotides. RefSeq names its product Jupiter microtubule associated homolog 1 (gene Jpt1). The transcript is spliced from 5 exons. Gene Ontology annotation, cellular component: nucleus. The record is from RefSeq and is a predicted model, not a curated record. The coding region runs from base 127 to 591 and encodes 154 amino acids. NCBI's taxonomy places the organism in Eukaryota, Metazoa, Chordata, Mammalia, Rodentia, Muridae.